CUUUUGGCUAAGAUCAAGUGUAGUAUCUGUUCUUAUCAGUUUAAUAUCUGAUACGUGGGCCAUUGGCCCACAACGAUAUUAACUCUAUUUUUUGAGGGGGUGGGUCCACUACGGUAGCUUGCUGCUGGGGCUCACGAGCGUCGCCCACGCGUUGCACUACAGCGAGGGCCUGGCGCACCCCGCCCAAUGCUAAAAUAUCAAUUUUAUCUCCGAAGGAAAUUAGAAAAUGAAAAAAAUAUAAUAUAUAUAAAUUAGUAAUAGCAUUGUUAAUUCAGAAAUUUCUGCUUUUGUGAAAACAUGAUUCAAUUUUUAUAUCUCCAAAGUUUGGUGACGACACGUCGAAACCAAGCAAAGUGUCAACUUCCAAUCUCGAGGAAAAUUUGUUUUGCCGUUUGCGUUAUAGCGUUUGCGUUUGACCGCAAAAUAAUAUCAGAAAAGACCAUAAUGAAUUGGGCCGGGUUAGAUCUGCUAUUUGGGCUCGGCUCGAAAGAGGGGACGCGUUCGUCACUGUUAUAGGACAAGCUUCGUUGUUCGUUUCCACUCCUCCCAUUAUUUCCCCCCGACAACAAUCCGUCUCUCUCUCUCUCUCUCCAUAUUCCUGCGUUCCCGUAUCAGAUCCGAGAGGCGUUCCGACAUGUCUUCGUUCAGCGGCGAUGAGACAGCACCGUUCUUCGGCUUCCUUGGCGCUGCAGCCGCGCUCGUCUUCUCCUGCAUGGGAGCAGCCUAUGGAACAGCAAAGAGUGGUGUAGGCGUGGCUUCAAUGGGAGUGAUGAGGCCUGAAUUGGUCAUGAAAUCGAUUGUGCCGGUGGUUAUGGCUGGUGUUUUGGGUAUUUAUGGACUGAUCAUUGCAGUUAUCAUCAGUACCGGAAUCAACCCAAAGGCUAAAUCUUACUACCUCUUCGACGGCUAUGCACACCUCUCCUCUGGUCUUGCCUGUGGUCUUGCUGGUCUUUCAGCCGGAAUGGCCAUCGGCAUUGUGGGUGAUGCUGGUGUCAGGGCAAAUGCACAACAGCCUAAACUCUUCGUCGGGAUGAUUCUUAUCCUCAUCUUUGCGGAAGCGUUGGCUCUUUACGGCCUUAUCGUGGGCAUCAUCUUGUCGUCUCGAGCUGGCCAGUCUAGGGCUGACUAAGGAAGGGCCCGAGACUCGAGACUUUAUUGGAUCAUUGUUUCGGAAGCAGACCUCUGCCCUUUUGGUGGUUUGCUCCAUUGUAGGAUUUUGAGGUUUGGUCGGUAAUAAAAAAAAAGUUUGUGGCUAAAGCUUAGCUUUGUUUUGUAUUUUCUUGUAUUUGUUUGUUCGCAUAUGUCAUGAGGAACAUAAAAAAAAAAACAUUUAUUUUGUAAAGAAAGUUUGCUUCUGAACUGAAACCAUUUGAGUGUUAUGGGAUUAAUCUGAUGUUGUUCUU
Molecule: messenger RNA, 1403 nt
Organism: Tarenaya hassleriana
Lineage: Eukaryota; Viridiplantae; Streptophyta; Magnoliopsida; Brassicales; Cleomaceae
Product: V-type proton ATPase 16 kDa proteolipid subunit
Exons: 3
Coding region: 635-1129 (164 amino acids)
Biological process (GO): proton transmembrane transport
Cellular component (GO): proton-transporting V-type ATPase, V0 domain
Molecular function (GO): proton-transporting ATPase activity, rotational mechanism
Source: RefSeq, a predicted model, not a curated record